Dicrocoelium dendriticum is the source of this 2695-nucleotide messenger RNA. Lineage: Eukaryota; Metazoa; Platyhelminthes; Trematoda; Plagiorchiida; Dicrocoeliidae. The record is from the annotation of a GenBank genome assembly.
GACACGUGGCAGCCCUUAGCGUUUUUCUCCAAACGACUACAACCUACCGAAUCUCGCUACAGCACGUUCGGUAAAGAACUACUUGCCGUAUAUCUAGCGAUACGUCACUUUCGACACGUCCUAGAAGGCCGCUCCUUUGUCGUCUUCACCGACCACAAACCCCUAACUUACGUGCUCGGCUCGACUACCGACCGAUACUCUCCUAGAGAGUCGCGCCACCUUGACUAUAUCGCUCAGUUUACGACCGAUAUACGGCAUGUCUCAGGUGUGCACAACCCCGUCGCCGAUGCACUUUCCCGCAUUCAAGCUAUCUCCGCUGACGCCGGCACUGCUAUCGACUUGGCAGCCAUGGCCACAGCGCAACUCAAGGACCCUGAGGUUGAUCUACUACGCAGGUCUCCCUCAUUGGACAUACGACCUGUUCCGCUGACAUCAUCAGACGGCACUAUACUGUGCGAUUUAUCUCUGGGCACGCCGCGCCCAGUCGUCCCACGUGAGUUUCGGCAGACCGUGUUCGACGCGUUGCACGGCUUGUCUCAUCCAGGCGUUCGUGCAUCGGUUAAACUCGUAACCGCACGAUUCGUUUGGCGCAAUGUUAAUCGGGACGUCCGUACCUGGGCAGCUGCUUGCCUUCCGUGUCAACGCGCGAAGGUGCACAAGCACACGAGAAGCCCAUUAGGCACUUUUCCGACGCCAGACGCACGCUUUCAUCACGUGCACGUCGACCUCGUAGGUCCUCUGCCGCCUUCCAAAGGCUCGGUAUAUCUACUGACCUGCAUCGAUCGAUUUACUAGAUGGCCUGAGGCCGUCCCUAUCCCAAAUUGCUCCUCGGAAACAGUAGCGAAAGCUUUUAUGGAGCGCUGGGUAGCUCAAUACGGCUGUCCCGCCAUCGUGACCACCGAUCGAGGGUCGCAUUUUUCGUCAACGUUUGCCACGUUGCUUAAGGAUUUAGGCUGUCGCCACGUUCAGACGACAGCGUAUCAUCCGGCCGCUAACGGCAUGGUGGAGCGUUUUCACCGCCAGUUGAAGGCAGCGCUACGUGCGCACGCAGAUCCUUCAUGGUCUGAAACGCUUCCCCUCGUUCUCCUAGGUUUAAGAAACACGGUUAAGACUGACUUCGACGCCACACCAGCGCAGCUAGUCUACGGUUGCACGCUGCGGUUGCCCGGACAGCUGGUAGCACCAGCCCCAUGUACUUCCACUUUUGACUACGGAAGUUACACUGACCGAUUGGCUCACCAGAUGCGUGAGCUACGUCCACCCGCUCCUCGAUCGCAGAAGACACCAGUGUACGUGCCCGAGAAGCUGUCUACGUGUUCACACGUCCUUCUUCGCGCAGACGGUGUUCGACAGCCUCUUCAGUCGCCGUACAUAGGACCCUUCAAGGUGCUGCAUCGUGCGAGUAAGGCGUACACUAUUGACCGCGGUGGUCGACACGAAGUCGUCACCAUCGACCGUCUAAAACCCGCCUUUAUGGAAGAAAACCCCUCGCCUACUUCGUCUAGUAGUGCUUCGUGCGACGUUGCAACUCAUCGCACCAACUUACAUCAUCCUAGUCCAGUUCAACCAGACCACGAUCUCGGUCUGCAAGCCGUCCCAACCUCUCCCGAAUCUAGCCCGCCGCCUCCCACGACCAAUCGCCGUGGUCGGGAGGUGCGUAAGCCCGUCCGCUUCUCCGACUAUGUACAGUGUAAAUACUUUUAACUUUGUAGAUAUUGUAUAUAUUUGCCUCAUUUUUGGUCGAUUAACGUUUUGAAAACAAACAAAAAUAUCAAAAACCCCCGAAAAACCUUUUUCGAAAAAAAUAUUCAAAAACCAAAAAAUAUUUAAACACGCAGCUCAUUCGUUUGUUCUUUUUGGCGUUUUCUGCGCGUGUCUUUCUAUUUUCUCGUUUUUACAUGCUCCAACCCUCCCCUUCGAUCGACUGGCCCACACGAGGAAUGUGUUUCGAGGACCCUGACGCGAACACUGGUCGCUUCUCCGCGGGACGAGGAUCGCUUCUCCGCGGGACGAGGAUCGCUUCUCCGCGGGACGAGGAUCGCUUCUUCGCGGGACGAGGAUCGCUUCUCCGCGAGACGAGGGUCGCUCCUCCGUGGGACCAUGGUCGUUUUCUUCGUGGGACGAGGGUCGUUUUGGCGCGGGGCGGGGUGCGGCGGGGGGAGAGACCACUCCCAAGCGCACCGUUUGGCAGCAGCGGAGGUUGAGGUCCUGUCGGCCUUUUUCUGGGCUAGCCAGUUUUUUUGUAGUCCGACAAGCCCGCUCCAACGGCUCGCCGAAAUGCACCCUGCCCUGCAUUCAAUAAAUAACGAAUCAUAAACGGCACAGCGGACUCCGACUUCCGACGAACCCCCAUUCACACGAACGCUCAUUCAUUUUUACUUGGCACGAUUUCGCCUUACGAACCUCGUUUCGACAUUCCUUUUCGAUUUCGAAGGCUUUCUAUGUUCAGCCUUCUAGGGGGGAGCUCUGUAGCGCCCAAAAAGAUAACUCUUAUCUUUCGUGUACAAUUUACUUGUUGACCGAUUGUACAUUACUCCUUCUUGUUUUAAUCUUACAACCGGCUCGACACACAACUGCCUUGUAAGUUCCCGCGCUCACGUGUACGCUCUUGCCUCGCUUCAUCCGUCCGCUUCUUGUUGUAGCCCAUCGAAUACAGUCCGCUGUGUCCGACUCCAAUUGCCUUCUGAUAUCCGCG